Molecule: messenger RNA, 863 nt
Organism: Hordeum vulgare subsp. vulgare (domesticated barley)
Lineage: Eukaryota; Viridiplantae; Streptophyta; Magnoliopsida; Poales; Poaceae
Product: probable phospholipid hydroperoxide glutathione peroxidase
Exons: 6
Coding region: 174-689 (171 amino acids)
Biological process (GO): response to oxidative stress
Cellular component (GO): cytosol
Molecular function (GO): glutathione peroxidase activity
Source: RefSeq, a predicted model, not a curated record
UGUGGACAACAUAUGGACUGCAAAAAAUAAUGAGGAAUUUUAUGACAUUCUAAGACUUCCUGAGAUGCACAAAUAAAUUUCAGGACAGGUGCUUGCCACUUGGAACGAGUUGUUCAGGGUGCUGCCGCUUAACUCUUCUCCAAUCCUUCCUCUAGUUAUUGCUGAAAGCAAAGAUGGGCGCAGCAGAGUCGUCUUCCAAGCUUGGUGGUUCCGUCCAUGACUUCGUCGUUAAGGAUGUGAGAGGAAAUGAUGUGGAGCUCAGCAGAUACAAGGGGAAAGUCCUGCUUAUUGUCAAUGUCGCAUCUCGAUGCGGUCUGGCCAAUUCCAACUACACGGAAAUGGGCCAGCUCUAUGAGAAAUACCGGGAGAAAGGUUUGGAGAUAUUGGCGUUCCCCUGCAAUCAAUUUGCCGGGCAGGAACCAGAUAGCGAUGAGAAGAUUGUGGAGUUUGCUUGCGACCGCUUCCAAGCACAGUUUCCUAUUUUUCGCAAGGUGGACGUGAAUGGCAACAAUGCUGCCCCGCUGUACAAGUUCUUGAAGUCAGAGAGGGGCGGUCUAUUCGGAGAGCGUAUCAAAUGGAACUUCACCAAGUUUCUAGUUGACAAAGAGGGGCAUGUCAUGAAUCGAUAUGCACCGACCUGGUCCCCACUCGGCAUUGAGAAUGAUAUCAAGAAGCUGUUGGAGGUUUGAGGUAUCUCAAGGGAAGAUCAUGCGUCGUCUGUGUCAUGUUUUCGCUACUAUAUGUGUAUGUACACUUGCUCUAUCAUGAGUAACCCCAGCCUGUUGUAUGCUACUCUGUUUUCUACACUGUGAAAGGAAAAUAACAUUCCGCUGAAAUAUAAACAAAAUUAUAUUGAUGCAACA